UUGCAUCACUGUCGUCAAAAAUGGGAAUGGCGACAGAAAAACAGCUUUGUGAGGUAGAAAAGAAUAAUAGAAGGCACAGAGGUGAAAUAACGAAGUCUUAAACAGCAAACUUCUAGAUUUAGCCCUUCCUUCACUGACUUCCAACAUAGUAGAGCUGGUGUGAAGUGUGGUACCUUCAAUGUCAAGGUGUUUGCUCAAAGAAGAACAUCAAUUUUAAAAUGUGCUCGUACGUUAAACAAGUAGUUUUUGUCUUACUAACAAUUUAUAUAACUGUUCAGUGUGCCCCUUUAAACGUUGAAGUUAUUGAGGACCCAAGAGAGCUGGAGAGUAUUAGGGCAGAUAUUAUUCUUGGAAAACAAAUUUAUGAAAGCAUAACAAGUUGCUUCAACUGUCGUUCAGCCCAAUAUGUAAAAAUGGACAGUCAUAAGGAACAAGCAUUAUCAAUGUACAAAUUUUAUUCAAAGUCUUGGAGGCAAAGAAAUGGUGGAAACGUCAUUUGCUUCCCUGUUAACAGAUGUGUGAACAUCAGUGAUAUUGGCAUCCAUCCUUAAAUAUUAAUAAUUCCAUUUUUAAUAUUGUAUUGAUAAUAAUUUUUAGAUUAUAUACUUAUUUAUUAAAACUAUUUAAAGUGUAAGCUCACAAUAAAGUAUCUUAAAAUAGUAAAUUUAUUUAAAUAAUUUAUUCUAUUUCAAUGUUGAUGGUGUCAA
Aethina tumida (small hive beetle) is the source of this 707-nucleotide messenger RNA. RefSeq lists its product as uncharacterized. Lineage: Eukaryota; Metazoa; Arthropoda; Insecta; Coleoptera; Nitidulidae. Bases 219 to 551 code for a protein of 110 amino acids. The transcript is spliced from 4 exons. The record is from RefSeq and is a predicted model, not a curated record.